This is a messenger RNA of Hymenoscyphus albidus, 2070 nucleotides long. Lineage: Eukaryota; Fungi; Ascomycota; Leotiomycetes; Helotiales; Helotiaceae. The record is from the annotation of a GenBank genome assembly.
CCUAGGCAGGCAGGUCUUGCCGCUUUUGGCAGCAGGCAAGCGCAGGCGGUGCAGUGCGAUUCAAAAACUCUUUGCCUGUCGGUCCCUCUUUCUUCCCACUUCCACUUCCAUCCCACAAACACCUGCACGUCUUCUCCCACAAGACUCCGCAAACACCAAACCACCACAUCAACUACAAAACAUCGCCCUACCGCUCCGUUCUGACCAUCUCAGAACUCCUCUGCUCAACACCACACCUGUGCCCUCCACACAUCCAACGACACCACCUCCUUACCAGUCUGCGCCGUGUGGUCUUCGUCAUCCAUCUCCUCUGAACCAAAUUCUGGCUUGUCUCCCACAACCUUGCCCCCUCCUUCUCGCACUAGGAAGUCGCCCUUCCUCGACCCCCUCAAUAAUCCCAUCAGCCAGUCCACAGAUACAUCUGCGUUAUAUGUAUCUCACACCCCACGCCAACGACCUCAGACACCAGCCGCCUCUUGAGCUGCAACCAUUUCGCAUACCGCGGAAACCUUGCAGUCCCUACUUCAGUAGCAACGGCUAAACCAUCGCCCCCUACGGAAAUCUCACCGAAUGCUCCGCUAGCAAAGUCCAUAGAAAUCCCAUCUCCUUGUCCCUUUAUCCUCUCCAGAUCCGAUCGUCCUCUCUGCAUGUCACAUGUCGCAUCGUUCCGCCCAGUAAUCGUCACACAUAAGAUCCGUCUACUACAAGAAAUCCGAGUCUAUUAAGAGCUAUACACAACCGCAAUCAUGGCGUCCAUUAUCAAUAUCCGUAGUGAUGUGAAGGAUCCCUUCUACCGCUACAAGAUGGAGCGUCUCCAAUCCAAGAUUGAGGGCAAAGGCAAUGGUAUCAAGACCGUCAUUGUCAACCUUAGCAGCGUUGCUGCCUCUCUCGCUCGCCCCGGCGACCAUGUCAUCAAGUACUUUGGCUUCGAGCUUGGUGCUCAAACCAACUCCAGCCCAGCCGACGAUCGUUGGAUCAUCAACGGUGCCCACGAGGCUUCCAAACUUCAAGAUUACUUGGAUGGCUUCAUCAACCGUUUCGUACUGUGCAAGAAAUGCAAGAACCCCGAGACCGUGGUUGUGAUCAAGGAUGGACGCAUUCUCCUCGAUUGCAAGGCAUGUGGUCAACGCUCCGAUGUAGACCUUCGCCUCAAGCUCAGUGGCUUCAUUCUCAAGAAGCAGCCCAAGAAGGGAAAGAAGGAUAAAGCCGAUCGAAAGGCUGCCCGAAAAGCCAAGGAGAAUGGAAAUGGCGAUGCUAAGAAGAAUGGACAUGGCAGUGGCGGCAAUAGCGAUGAGAACAACUCCGACAACGGAUCUAACGAUGCCGAUGGGGCCAUCGAAGCCGGUAGUGAUGACGAGUUCACUCGCCAGGCUCAAGAAAUCGAGGAAACUGCUGAAGUCAAAGACGACGAGUGGACUGUUGAUAUGUCUGCUGAGGCUGUCAAGGCUCGUCAGCAACAACUCCCGGAUGACCUCAAGAACAAACUCGUCCUUGGUGAUGACGAAGACGAGGAUGGAGAGGGUGGUGGAAAUUCCAAGUAUGAUCAAUUUGGCAGUUGGCUCAUUGCUCAGGUCGAAGAAAAGGGUGGAGUUACCAAGGUUGAUGAUCUCGAAAUCUACCUCAAGGCCAAGGAGUUUAAAAUCGAGUCCAAGCACCGUACCCUCACUGUUUUACUCCAAACCAUCUUCGACGAUAAUAUUGCCAAGCAAAUUCCAAAGCGCGCCGGGAUGCUCAAAAAUGUAAGUUCAUACCAGCUGUGUCUAUUUUCACUCGCUAACGAGAUCAAAGGUCGGUACAUCCGAGAAACACCAAAAGGCUCUCCUCGGUGGCGUUGAGCGAUUCAUUGGUCUCCGUGGCAAAGAGAAGCCGGAAAUGUAUGAACUGACCCCCAAGGUCCUCCUCGUCCUCUACAAUGAAGAUCUUCUGACUGAAGAGGUCAUCACCAAAUGGGGAACCAAGGCCAGCAAGAAAUAUGUCGAUCCAUCCACCAACAAGAAGAUCCGCAAGUCAGCUGAGGCCUUCCUCAAGUGGCUUGAGGAGGCUGAGAGUGAGGAUGAGGAGUCUGAAUGA